Messenger RNA from Scleropages formosus (Asian bonytongue), 1969 nucleotides. It is a transcript of the gene ces3, whose product is annotated as carboxylesterase 3. NCBI's taxonomy places the organism in Eukaryota, Metazoa, Chordata, Actinopteri, Osteoglossiformes, Osteoglossidae. The transcript has 13 exons. The record is from RefSeq and is a predicted model, not a curated record. Bases 94 to 1764 code for a protein of 556 amino acids.
GUCAACUCACGCUUACUGGACUAAAGGACAGCGCAGUCGCAUGUUCCAUCCGCACUCUGACCACACAACUUAGGGGACACAUUCCCUGAAGACAUGGCUUUGCUGAGAGGCUUUCUGCUUGCUGCCUUUCUGGCUCACACACAGGCAGUUCCUGCAGAUCUGCGUCCCGUGGUUACCCUGAAGAAGGGGACCUUGCAUGGAGAGUAUGUUACUGUGAAAGGCACGAAGCAAGUGGUGGAGCAGUACUUGGGGAUCCCUUUUGCUCAAGCCCCCGUGGGAGCCCUGCGCCUGAGUGCCCCCCAGCCCCCACUGUCUUGGGAAGGGGUUCGAGAUGCCACCCAGCAGCCUCCUCUGUGUCUCCAGAACACAGAUAUUAUUGCUGAUAUAGCAAAAAGUGCAAACAUGAACUUCUCCAUUCCACAUGUGUCUGAAGACUGUCUUUACCUUAAUGUGUACACCCCCAGUGACCGUUCUGCUGAUGAGAAAUUACCGGUGAUGGUGUGGAUCCAUGGUGGUGGGCUAAUCAUGGGUGGCGCUGUCCUGUUUGACGGGUCACCGCUGGCAGCCUAUCAAAAUGUGGUUAUGAUUGUGAUCCAGUAUCGCCUCGGAAUUCUGGGAUUCUUCAGUACUGGAGAUGAACAUGCCAAAGGCAACUGGGGCUUCCUUGACCAAAUCGCUGCCCUUCAAUGGGUCCAAGAAAACAUUGAAAGUUUUGGAGGAGACCCAAAGUCUGUCACCAUUUUCGGAGAAUCUGCCGGAGGGAUGAGCGUAUCCUUGCUCAUGAUCUCUCCCUUGUCGGCAGGCCUGUUCCACAAAGCAAUUGCUCAGAGUGGCAUUGCAAACGUGGAAAUCACUUCCAGGCACAAUUCAUCAGUUCUGGCCAAGAAAGUGGGUAACCUAGCUGGGUGUGACAACAAUACUUCUGAGCAUCUUGUCCAGUGCCUGAGAGAGAGGACUGAGGAGGACUUUCUGAAAGUUAUCAGAACAUUGACUUCGUUUCAGCAACAGCUGAUUCCAGGCUUAACAGUAGAUGGACAUUUUAUGAAAAAGCCUGUUGGAGAAAUAUUUAGAAGCAAAGAAUUCCUAAAGGUCCCACUACUCUUAGGAGUCACUAACCAUGAAUGUGGAUGGAUAAUUUGCAAGAUAAUGGCUCCUCCUGGCUGGGAAAAGGGCAUGGACAAACAGACAGUGCUGUCAACUGUAAAUCAUACCUUCCCUACGGCUGCAGGUGCAAGUAAGCUGAUUGCAGACGAAUAUAUCCGAGAUGCUAAAACACCAGAGGAUGUUCGCGACGCAUUCACUGAAAUGAUAGGCGAUAUGUUGUUCAUCAUUCCCACCCUCAGAGUUGCUAUAUACUACAGAGAUGCGGGCCUGCCAGUGUAUCUCUACGAAUUCCAGCACGUGCCAUUAUCUCAGGUGGGAAAACGGCCCAGCUUUGUCAAGGCUGACCAUGCAGAUGAUAUUGCCUAUGUCUUCGGAGCUCCCUUCUGGAAUGCACACGUUGAAAUCGUUGGUCCCUUCAGUGAAGAGGAAGCAGAGCUAUCCAAAAAUAUGAUGGCAUACUGGGCCAACUUUGCUCGCACAGGCUCUCCCAAUGGGCCAGAUCUGGUUCUGUGGCCGGCGUUUGGAGAAUCCAAGGAAUACCUGAAGUUGAACUUGGAACAAACAACGGGCACCAAGCUGAAGGAGCAGCACUUUCACUUUUUCACUGUCACCCUGCCCAAGAAGUUAGCAGAGAUACAGGCAGCAAGCGCAAAGCCUUAAUACCAGCUCACAAACACUCACACUGAGAGUAGUCCUGUGCUUAUUUGUGUUUUAUGUGACAUUAAAGCUGUACAUAAAGUAUACAUAAACAGUAUUGUCUUCUGAUUUACGCAAGCAUGUUCUUGUCAAAGAUAUUGUGGCUUUUCUUUUCAUGGUUAUUAUUACAUUUACCUGACAAUUUUGACUAAAGCAGCUUACAAUUAUU